GGGCUGCUAAGCACGAAGUGGCAGCAUCGAAUCCCGUCCACGGCGGCCGCAUUUCGAUGGGGGCGAAAUGCGAAAACACCCGUCUACUUAGAUUUAGAUGCGCGUUGAAGAACACUGGGUGGUCCAAAUUUCAGGAGUCCCCCACUACGGCUUGCCUCAUAAUCAUAUCGUGGUUUUGGCACGUAGAAUCCCACAAUUAAACGAAGAAAAAAAAACACGCAUGGUUUCCGGGCAGUCAAAAAUGUCUACUCCUUCAGACUAUCUGUUAUGCACCGAGCCAACAACCUUCACGGAUGUCACAUUCCCUCAGCCACGCACACUUGAAGCCGAGAGAGCCAUCCUUAGUGGUACCCAGAACCCAGCUGAUCUUCUACGGCGCAAAAAGAUUCUACGAGAACUACUGUUUCGCUAUCUUUGGAGUGAAAGCGUCUUUGUGGCGCCUGCACUGGCCAAGUCUGAUCUCAUCAAUGCAUGCCUACAGCACUGGCAGGAAGAUAAUGCACUCAAGUCUGGCCAGUUUCCAUCGAACAGCACUGAAAAGGAUGGCAAGACAUCGGAGGCCAGCUUCCAGGAGAAGCUGGGCACGGAGUUCACCAACUGGUUCUUUGCACAGCUGAAUUCAGAAGGGGAGAAAUUGGGCCAUCAGCACUUUUUUCCUAACUGCCACCUCAGAGUGCAGUGCUUUGAGAGGCUUGCUGGGCGGGAGAACCCGCCUCGUGUUCUCUCAAUCCGUGGCUCGGAGCCGGCCUCACGAUUUCUGUGGCAGCUGGCUGGAGGUGCACGCCGCAUGUUCCAUCCCAAUGUGCGCUCAGUCAAGUGCGAAGUGGAGGAUCAUGGACUGGCGCGCAUCAGCGUGACUGGUGUCGUGCACGAAUACAACAGCUGCAUGGGACUCUUCGAGUGCGGCUUUGGGCUGGUGCGUGACCCCAACGCGACAGCCACCGAGAGUGACGUCUGGAAGCUGCAGUUUGUAGAGGUGGUUCUCAGGGUCUCACGCAUCGGCUUUGUCACGGCUGCAGUGCUUUCGACUGGCGAAGAUGACAUCACCAUGGAGCUGGAGUGUACUUGAGGGCCAGCCCCGCUGUUCUUCCCUAAAUGUCAUCCUGUACCUUCUUUUCCUUUCACUCCCUCCUAUCCCGGUUCGUAUGUAGUUGCCUCUCAGCAUUAGGGUAGUACUGAAACUACUAGCCUGUCAGCCACAUGGUUCUCAUGAUUGUUCUGUAAAGUGACAGCCUAGCAGGAGUAUGCGUGGGAUUCAGAGACAGUAGAUAUGGCUUAGUGCACGGAAAAUAGCUAAAUGCUGUUUGGGAACAAAUGAAUUGAAUAUGAACAAGUGAGAGAGGGUCACAAGUGCCCACGGGCUUGCAAGAGCACUCCUAGGCCAUACUGCAAUUUAUCCGAUUUCCUGAGUCUGCCGUCUCACUUCUCUGCUACAUGAACACUGUCACACAUUUAUGUUAUCUUUUUGCCAUGGCGGAUGCAAUGCUGUGCUGUUGUGAAGUAUUUCCACUGGGCGAAAGCCAGCCACCCUUCUGCAAAUAAUGUUCUUGUAAUUGAAGAAUGAUUGCCCUGUAGCAUUCAGAAAGUAAGUGAAAGUUCCUAGUUCCUGGCAUGACGAGCAAGCAUCAAACAUGCUAGUCUUUCAAGGCUAAAAAGAGGAUAAUAUCUUGAUGCACUGCACCAGUAUCACCUUUUUACUGGCUUAUUAUCUGCAAGCGCAGUGUGCUACCACUCAAACAGUUAUGCAAGUAGAUUUUUGUGUGGACUCUGGUGGAAGCUGUUUAACUUUGUAAUGCAUUGAGUAUGUGUCUGUUGCAAUGCACACAACAAAAUAACUAGGCAUAUCCAGUAAUGUGGCACCAUUUAUUGCAUUUAUUGCAGAGACUGGUCGCAAAUGCUUGACUUCAUAUUGUUCAGCUUAUGCUUGUAUUGCUGAUUUGUAUCUGUAUUUGCCUGUUUUCUGUGUAUCACAUUAUAUGCCCCUAAUAGUAGAAAAUUUGCCUGCCUCAUAUAUAUAUAUAUAAACAUAAUUCUAAAGCUGUUGUGGUAUUGUCUUAUGAUGCAUAUCUGCAGUAAUGAGUUGAUUUCAGGGUCAAUGUAUGGCAGCCCCUUGAAGAUCAGGUUGCCUUUUAUGACAAAUUAGUAGCAUUGCCAACACUUUUUGUUUAUGUGAAUGGCAUAACCAGUCGUGUUCUUGUUCACUAAUUGUUGGUGUACUAACUUGAUAGUUGCAGCAAAACAUAAUCGUACAAUGUUACAAACCACAUAGGUAUGUAUCUGUUGUGACAUGCUGCAGCUGUGUGAAUUGGAUUUAAGACAACAACAUAAUGCAUUGUAACAAACCACAUAGGCAUGUAUCUGUAGUGGCAUGCUGCAGUUGUGUGAAUUGGAUUUAAGACAACUGAAGCCCAAGGAAUGCCACUCCAUUCAAUGCCCUGUUAGAAGCUGCUGGUAAAAACAAAAGCAUUUUCCCCAUGAUGCAAACAGUAGUGAUCGCUCGUAUUUUCCCUUAAAGGUACUCGAGUAUAGGCGCUGUUUUGUAGAUCUCAAAACUAAGCAUUGUCAUGCAUGUUCUUGUUAGCUUAUGUCAUGCACCCUAUAAUGAUGAGCUUUGUUGUAAUGCUCACAAUUAAUGAGGUAUAUACUUCCAUAUUCAUCUUUGUGUUUACGGUUUGUACCUUCUUUUGUGCCACUGUGUAGUGAGUCCACAUUGUACGAAUAAAAUGUGCAGCAAGCUGUCUGCAGAAGCAGCAAAA
Messenger RNA from Dermacentor albipictus, 2756 nucleotides. RefSeq lists its product as uncharacterized. NCBI's taxonomy places the organism in Eukaryota, Metazoa, Arthropoda, Arachnida, Ixodida, Ixodidae. The record is from RefSeq and is a predicted model, not a curated record.